UUGUAUUGUUGUAUUAUGACAUGCAAUGCCAAACUUUUUUGUUGACAAACUUCAAAUUCAUUCACCCCCCCCCCCUCCACACCCGGUAAUUAAUCCCAUAAAAGAAACUCAUAAUUCAUGCAACUGUCCUGAAUACAUGUAGUUCAGGUGAUCUUCAUGAAUAUAAUGUGAUGUACAUGUACAUGUAUGUAUAGGUUCACUCCUUUGUCACCAGGUUUAAGGUCAUGAACACAGUACACCACACGUAUGCACUGGCUGCAUUGUGUGUGUUCUAUAAUUAGAUACAAGCCCAGCAGGCAGGCAGGCAGUGGGAUUUCCCCAGAAUCUAAAUAUAGCGCAUGGAGGGUACAGAGUCCGGUCCCGCCGCCAUUUUUCAACGGAACUGACAAGCUGAUGUUAAAAAGAACCGAUGUGAAUGCUGAUUUCCAGAAAGCACAUCUGGUCAUGGCAUCAGACGAAUCGUACACAUCUGGUGAUCACAGCAUCGUGUCCGACACUUUAGAAUGCAAAGUUUGCAUGGAAAAAUAUGGCAAGAACAGAGAGCCCAAAGUGCUGCCCUGUGGACACACGUAUUGCCACAUCUGCCUUGACCAAUGUUGUCGGGGUACGAUGAUCCACUGCCCAAAAUGCCGGAGGGAACAUCCAGUUCCAUUUGGCGGAGUGGAAAAGCUUCCCAAGAACUUCGUUAUUCAAGACCUUCUGGACCACCGUAACACAAAACGUCAAGUUUCAAAGUUGAGAACAAAGGAAUCGCAAGAGUCUAGCCCUCAUCAGAGGAAGGAAGCAGCCAAAGGGUCCUUGUCUAAAGAGACUCAGCAACUCCUCUCAACCCUGAGGGUUUCCGUCAAAGAUGUUGAUCAGUCUGGUACACUGUUAGGAGACACCAUCAAUAAAAUCCAGAGCGAGCGGGCAGUGCUCUCAGACACGUACAAGACGACGAAGAGCUCCAUCAAGAAAGUUUUGGGAGACAUCGUCAAGGCUGCCAAUCAUCGAAAGGAUGAACUCUUGAAUGAGCUGGAGGAAUCUUUCAAGGAAUGUAAGGCCCUGCUAACGGCUCAGGAAGAAGAGUACAAAGAAGAGAAGGCAUCACAUGAAGAGUACUGCAAAGGGCUGAGGAAGAGUCUGAAGGACUUUGAGAAAGCUGAGGAAGCUCAUGUUGGAGAGUUGGAAAUGUGCAUCCAAGAGGCUCAAGCGAAGGCCAGAAGCUUUCACCACGGGAAAGAAGUGGCAUCUGACAGGUUGGUCUUCAGCGACGACCACUGCGGGGAUAUUCUCAGCAACAUCAAGACCUGGGGUAACCUGAAGAAGGAGCACUGCCCCAUCAAGGUCCCACAUCCCUCUUGCCAAGCUUCAGGAUCCAAUCCUUCAGUCUCCGACACGGCUGGAGAGAGUCUGAGUCAAUAUGCCAUGAAGGACAAGUCAGUGAGGACGUACGGCAAUCAGCCCGGUACUCAGUUGAACUCCCCAAGCUGUGUAACCGAGCUACCAAAUGGGGAUGUUGCCGUGGGGUCUGCAAUGUCUUACACGAUCAGCAUCUUUUCAUCUCCACAAGACAAGAGAUCUAUUAGUCUCGGUAUUCCUCCCGGGGAAAAAUUCAACGAUGGAGUAACAGGCAUGUGUAUGAGCCCAACGGGCCGACUCUAUGUGAGUAAUCCUGACAUGAAUACAGUUCACGUCUUAGCGUUGGAUGGCAAGUCACAUUACCAACUACAGGCACACACUACCAGGGAUGAAGAAUUCUCUCCAAGGGGUAUGGCUUGUACCGCGAGUGGGGAGCUGUAUGUCUGUGACUGGGCCAACCAUACCGUCCGCGUCUUUGACCAGAGUGUUGAGAUCAGGCGAUUCGGUGCACGUGGUAAGGAACCGGGGCAGUUCAAUCGUCCCAGUGACAUCGCUCUGAUGCCUGACGGGGACGUGGCUGUGGCAGAUUUCAAUAAUCACAGAAUACAGGUGUGUGACGGCAAAACUGGAAACUUCCUUUGGUUAUUUGGGACAGAGGGUUGUGGUAUUGGCCAACUGAAAGGACCAACGGGCGUUGCUGUGGAUUCUGAGGGUUACAUCGCAGUGUCGGAGCGUCUCAACAACAGAGUGCAGCUUUUCAAUAAGAAAGGAAAACCAUUCAAGAUACUGGGUGGGCAAGGGGAGGGGUCGGACCAAUUGAAAACACCGAUGGGUGUCACUAUUUCCAGAGAUAACCAGAUACUUGUCUGCGACAGCAGGAAUGAUAGGGUCCUGGUGUUCUAAAGUAGAUAGAAUUGAGGACAAGUCACUAGACAAUGGUGUUUUGUCUGUCAGUGUCCCCACUACCUACUAGCCCCAGUGCUGUGUAUCAUGUUUGUUAUGUAUCAUGUUCACUAUUUCGACGGAUAUUCAUGUUCCCAGCAAAACGUAUGUUAUGUUUCCACAGAGAGAGCCAAUGAUGCAUGUAGCUCAUCAGUACCGCUAAAGUCCUGCAAUCUUAGGCUAAAACCAGCCUUUUUCAGAUUUUAUUUUCAAAUCACUUUUAAAGUUACAGAAUUUUGAACACAACCACAAAUUUUAAAGUUCUGUCAACGGAGCAUAAAAAAGGUAAGUGUGCUUUCGGCAAAAUAAUUCACAUACAUCCUUUUUUUAUGAUCCGUGGACAGAACUUUUAAACGGUGUUUGCGUUUAAUAUUCCUUAACUUGAAAAGUACACAA
Molecule: messenger RNA, 2679 nt
Organism: Patiria miniata (bat star)
Lineage: Eukaryota; Metazoa; Echinodermata; Asteroidea; Valvatida; Asterinidae
Product: RING finger protein nhl-1-like
Exons: 5
Coding region: 247-2244 (665 amino acids)
Molecular function (GO): protein binding
Source: RefSeq, a predicted model, not a curated record